This is a messenger RNA of Colossoma macropomum (tambaqui), 3404 nucleotides long. RefSeq names its product carcinoembryonic antigen-related cell adhesion molecule 20-like. The transcript has 9 exons. Gene Ontology annotation, biological process: cell adhesion. The coding region runs from base 113 to 2422 and encodes 769 amino acids. Lineage: Eukaryota; Metazoa; Chordata; Actinopteri; Characiformes; Serrasalmidae. The record is from RefSeq and is a predicted model, not a curated record. Gene Ontology annotation, molecular function: integrin binding.
GAGUGGUCAGUGAGUGGUCAGUUGGGAGGCUGUAUUUGUAAUUGUGGAAUCUGAUGUGUUUAAUAUUCCUUUCUCCUUUCUCCACUCUGUGGAGUUCUGGAGUUGGUUCAGGAUGACAGUGUGUGUUCUGCCUGUGUUUUUGGUUGUGAUGGGAGUGUAUGUGGAAUACACACACACUGAUGGCUGUUCAACACUCACUGUUUCCCAUGAGUCCCUGCUGGUGGAGUACGGAGAACCUGUUGAACUCAACUGCUCCAUACCAUCCAAACCACCUUCAUCACAGCACAUUCUGGGCUGGGAGUCUCAGAUUAAUCCUGUUCAAACAGACAGUGAAACCAGUGUGAUGUGGAGAUCACCCGGUCUGACACAGUGGGAGGUGAACGGAAGAGAGUUGUUCUGUUUCCUGACAGUGCCGAAUAAAGAACAAUGUAAAAAGAGGGUCCAUCUGAGUCUUUACAGGCGUCCAGACAGUGUGAAGAUCAGCUCUGAGUCCAGCGUGUGGUCAGAAGGUCAGAUGAUGAAGCUGAAGUGUGAGAUUAAGAAUGUGGGUCCCUUACAGAACCUUACUGUACAGUGGACCAGAGUGGACCAGAAUAAAAACAGAACAGUUACUGAAAUGUCAUAUGGAAACUUCAGCUCUUCUGGAGAGGAGAGAAAGAGCGGGGAUGUGACGGCCACACUGAAUGUCUCAGCCAGCCGUGAUGAAGAUGGAGUCCAGUAUCAGUGUGCAGCUCUACUGAAGCUGGUGCAGCUCCAACAACCACAAGUGGGAACAUCAGAACCUCUGAACAUCACAGUACACUAUAAACCCAGCAUAUCAAGGCCCUCUGGCGGUGUCGAAUCUGUGAUUAGGGGCGAUGAGCUGGUCCUGAACUGUUCAGCACAUGGUAACCCCAGUCCUCAGUACACCUGGAGCUCACCUGGAAACAUGAACCUCAUGAACUCCUCCAUCCUCAUCAUCAGCACUGUCGGGUCAGAAGAUCAGGGUCAAUACAGCUGCACUGCCUACAACGACAAAGGCUCUGAUUCUGUGACUGUUACAGUGAAUGUUUUAGAGCAUCCACACACUACGAAUUUAAGCUCUGUGUCCAACGUGUGGUCAGAAGGUCAGAUGAUGAAGCUGAAUUGUGAGAUUAAGAAUACAGGACCGGUGCAGAAUCUUACUGUACAGUGGACCAGAGUGGACCAGAAUAAAAACAGAACAGUCACUGAAAUGUCAUAUGGAAACUUCAGUAUUUCUGAAAAACAGAAAGGGAGCGUGGAUGCGACGGCCACACUGGAGGUCCUAGCCAGCCGUGAUGAAGAUGGAGUCCAGUAUCAGUGUGCAGCUCUACUGAAGCUGGAGCAGCUCCAACAACCACAAGUGGGAACAUCAGAACCUCUGAACAUCACAGUACACUAUAAACCCAGCAUAUCAAGGCCCUCUGGCGGUGUCGAAUCUGUGAUUAGGGGCGAUGAGCUGGUCCUGAACUGUUCAGCACAUGGUAACCCCAGUCCUCAGUACACCUGGAGCUCACCUGGAAACAUGAACCUCAUGAACUCCUCCAUCCUCAUCAUCAGCACUGUCGGGUCAGAAGAUCAGGGUCAAUACAGCUGCACUGCCUACAACGACAAAGGCUCUGAUUCUGUGACUGUUACAGUGAAUGUUUUAGAGCAUCCACACACUACGAAUUUAAGCUCUGUGUCCAACGUGUGGUCAGAAGGUCAGAUGAUGAAGCUGAAGUGUGAGAUUAAGAAUACAGGACCGGUGCAGAAUCUUACUGUACAGUGGACCAAAGUGGACCAGAAUAAAAACAGAACAGUCACUGAAAUGUCAUAUGGAAACUUCAGUAUUUCUAAAAAACAGAAAGGGAGCGUGGAUGUGACGGCCACACUGGAGGUCCUAGCCAGCCGUGAUGAAGAUGGAGUCCAGUAUCAGUGUGCAGCUCUACUGAAGCUGGAGCAGCUCCAACAACCACAAGUGGGAACAUCAGAACCUCUGAAAAUUACAGUACACUAUAAACCCAGCAUAUCAAGGCCCUCUGGCGGUGUCGUAUCUGUGAUUAGGGGUGAUGAGCUGGUCCUGAACUGUUCAGCACAUGGUAAUCCCAGUCCUCAGUACACCUGGAGCUCACCUGGAAACAUGAACCUCAUGAACUCCUCCAUCCUCAUCAUCAGUACUGUCGGGUCAGAAGAUCAGGGUCAAUACAGCUGCACUGCCUACAACGACAAAGGCUCUGAUUCUGUGACUGUGAGGGUUAACGUUGUAGUGGACUACAAGCUGAUCAUCAUCGCUAUCUGUGCUGUAGUUACUGUGGUGUUGAUAAUUGGAUUUUCCUUUUGGUGUUAUCAACGCACCCAGAACAUCCGGAGGAACCAUGCUAACCUACUCGCAGCCUCAGACGCUCCACCUACAGACUCUCUGAAAGACACUGCAUGCUAAGAGGGCCACAUCUAGCAGUUAAGCCUCUCUUUGGCUGUUCAAACCUCAGUGUUAAUGCAGUUCUGUGUACUGGUUUAUUGUCCAAUGGGAAACAAUGUUUGUCAAGCUAAAUAACACAGCAUUUCUCUGUGGCUACAGAGGUGUAGUAAACCACUGGGUGCAGUUUUGUUUUAGCACUGUUUUAACAAUCAGUUGGUUCACAUAUCAAAUUUUCUCAUCUCAUCCAUGUACACUGAUGAAGCGAGAAGUCUGACUUCUGACUACUGUAUUUAAUUCUAACUCUGACUCCAUUGUGGCUGAUGCUAACCCUGACCCUACUGAAAGUAACAUUAACCUUAACUCUACUGUUUCAAGAUCAAGAAUAGUUCUAAACUUUUUAUAACUGUUCAAAGGCAUAAAACAGGAUCCUCACAGGAUCCAGUGCCAAUACCUACAUUCCUGCACUUAAUAUCAAACCUAUCCUAAUUGUACCUGAUGCCAAUCCUGAUUCUACUGUAUCUAUUGCCAAUCCUGAUUCUACUGCAUCUAAUGCUAACGCUGACCCUACUUUAUCUACUAAUGCAAACCCUGACCCUACUUUGUCUAUGCCUCACCUUGACUCUACUGUACCUAAUUCUAACACUGACUCUACUGUAUCUACUAAUGCUAACCCUGACUUUACUGUACCUAAUGCUAACACUGACUCUACUAUACCUAAUUCUAACACUGACUCUACUAUUGGGUCGCCACCACCAAACUAAGGGUAUGGGCCAAUUGGGAGGGCGAAGAGGAGCACAGUGAGGAGUCCCAGAAUGCAGUGCACCUCUCACCUGCAGUGCACCUGAGUGUAUUUUUAAAUGUUUUGCAUUUUUAUUGAAAAGUUACAAAGUGGUGCUUUGACAAAAAACCUUAGAGCUCAUUAUUAUUAAAUAUAAGUAUUAAAUAUUAAUUUUACAAUAUAUUAGAAUUAAAACAAUGACAGAUAUAAUAAAACAACAUAUAA